Monopterus albus (swamp eel) is the source of this 2240-nucleotide messenger RNA. RefSeq names its product putative pyruvate dehydrogenase phosphatase isoenzyme 2 (gene pdp2). Gene Ontology annotation, molecular function: cation binding; [pyruvate dehydrogenase (acetyl-transferring)]-phosphatase activity. The coding region runs from base 375 to 2000 and encodes 541 amino acids. The record is from RefSeq and is a predicted model, not a curated record. The transcript has 9 exons. Gene Ontology annotation, biological process: protein dephosphorylation. NCBI's taxonomy places the organism in Eukaryota, Metazoa, Chordata, Actinopteri, Synbranchiformes, Synbranchidae. Gene Ontology annotation, cellular component: mitochondrion.
CAGCACAGCAGGUGGCGAUAAUGCAUCUUAGGUUGCUUGCAAUCCGCCAAUAAACAUCAUAGGAAGAAGAGGGAGAAGGGAAAAGAAGUACAACAGUGCGUGAUAGCAAUGUCAGCUGUUGUGGUAGACUAAACAUAUUCACUACAUAAGUAUGUGUAGGUGUUUGAUAUCGGAUAUGUUAAAUGUUAAAGGAGCUAGUAGCAAGCUAAUUUUAGUUACCUUUAGUUAACUACUGUGCUAGCAUAGUAGUUAACUGUUAACUCGAUGCUAUGUAGCUAGCUUGUUUCAAUCUAUUAACGCAACGGAAAUGCCAUAAGCAAUCGGGGUGUUUAAGCCGCACACAACCAACUAACGUUAACAACGUUGCAUAAAAGAUGUCUGGACGUGUAUACGCCAGCAUCCUUGAGAGAGCUUCAAGCUACACAUUGACACUUUCUUCUACUGCCCCACGCCAGUAUGCCCACCUUGCAGCAUUUCUCUCUUCUCGGCCUCGACCAGCCCAUCAUUGUCAUUUGUCAUCCUGGAGUACCUUCAGAUCAGACCGGUUGUGCUGUAGUGGUGAGAAGUCAGUGAACUGGUCUCAAAGCGGGCGCCACUUCUCAGCUCGUCAGGAUCUGGACUUUCAGCUCAGCUGGGUCCAAAUCAAUAGUAUUCUGCGUUCUAAUGAGCAGUCUGUGAGUUUGCCAGAGUUUGAUGGCAGGGAACUCAGUGCUGUUAGAAAGUUUGAGAGUAACCACCUAGCUGCCAACACACCUCAUGAGGAUCGUCGCAGUACAGCCACCUGCUUACAGUCAAAGGGCAUGCUCUUUGGAGUAUUUGAUGGCCAUGGGGGUUGGGCGUGUGCCCAGGCUGUCAGUGAGCGGCUGCUGAACUACAUAGCUGUUGCAAUGAUGCCAAAGCAUAGUCUGGAGGAGCUUGAGGAGUGUAUGGAGCAUGAGAGACCUGUACCUCCCAUCUUGCAGUGGUAUAAACACCACACAGACUUCAGUGUUCAUCGUAAAUUUGCUUCGCUCUACCUUGAUCACCUCAGAGUCUUCUGGCAAGAAUUACUUGACACUGAGGAACAUGGCGAAGGCAUGAGUCCUUCAGAUGCUCUGAGUUGUGCUUUUAAACGGCUUGACACCGACAUCUCCUUGGAGGCCCAAGUCCCUCUAUCCACUGACCUAAUGAAAAGCACAGCCGUUCAGGUUGCGUUUGCUGGUUGCACUGCUUGUGUGGCCCACAUUGGCACAGAUGGGAUCCACAUAGCGAAUGCUGGUGACUGCCGAGCAGUAUUGGGGGUACAGCAGGAGGAUGGCUCAUGGAGCGCUUUACCUCUUUCCCAGGACCACAACUCACAGAACCAGGCUGAGGUAGAGCGGAUCAAAGCCCAGCACCCACCUUCAGAGAGAGAGACAGUGGUCACAGAUGACAGACUGCUUGGGGUUUUGAUGCCCUUGCGUGCGUUCGGUGAUGUGGGAUUCAAGUGGAGCCGUGAGUUGCAGCAGAGCAUUACAACAAGCCUGGAAUCUGCAGUGGAACUUGACUCACUCAACCUGUACCACUUCAAUCCACCUAACUACCUAACUCCACCCUACCUGGAUGUGACACCUGAGAUAACCUAUCACAAACUCAGACCCCAGGACCGUUUCCUGAUUCUUGCCACUGAUGGGCUGUGGGAUGAACUAUGCAGCGAAGAGGCCGUCCGACUCAUUGGAGAGCACCUGAGUGGGAUUCAUCUAGAGGCUCCAGUUUCUCCAUCUGAGAAACGGCUCAAAUUGGGUCAGAUGCAUGAGCUCUUGCUGAAACGACGAGCCCGUGCCUCCCCAGCCCUAGACACCAAUGCCGCCACACAUGUCAUCAGACAUGCUCUCGGCACAGGGGAGAAUGGAGAACUCUGCCAGGAGAGAUUGGCCUCUAUGCUCGCUCUGCCAGAGGACCUGGCCCGAAUGUACAGGGAUGACAUCACAGUUACUGUGGUGUAUCUAAACUCUGACCUGGCCAGACAUAAUCACAGCUGACAGCAGGGUUUUUUUUCCACUGGACUUUGAGAUAAAAAAAAUAAAAAAAAAUCAUAACAAUCAGCUCUGUUCAAAUUGUAGUCAACACUCCACCCAAGCUGUCAUUUGGACACGUAGGUGGUAAUCAUUACACCUGUCACAUAAAUUAAUUUUAAUUUUUCAAAAUGAUGGCAGUUUUCUCAAUGUUGAAUUGUGUACAGUUUUUUUUAAAAACAAAUGUACAAAUCUUCCAUAGAUUUA